Molecule: messenger RNA, 1353 nt
Organism: Diaporthe citri
Lineage: Eukaryota; Fungi; Ascomycota; Sordariomycetes; Diaporthales; Diaporthaceae
Exons: 2
Coding region: 1-1353 (450 amino acids)
Biological process (GO): fungal-type cell wall (1->3)-beta-D-glucan biosynthetic process
Cellular component (GO): fungal-type cell wall; cytoplasm
Molecular function (GO): 1,3-beta-glucanosyltransferase activity
Source: RefSeq, a predicted model, not a curated record
AUGAAGUCCUUUGCUCUCACAUCCGCCCUUCUGGCGGCCGCCGUCUCGGCCAACCCUACUCCCACCGAGCAGGAGCCACCAAGCAAGCGGGCGAGCCUGCCCACUGUCACGGCCUCAGGCAAUGCUUUCUGGGCCGGAAAGGACCGGUUCUAUGUCCGUGGCAUCGACUACCAGCCUGGUGGAUCGUCCAACCUGGCUGACCCGCUGGCCGAUACCGCCACCUGCAAGCGUGACAUCGCCGAGUUCAAGAAGCUGGGAAUCAACACAGUCCGUGUUUACACCGUCGACAACUCUGCCAGCCACGACGACUGCAUGAGCCAGCUGUCUGAUGCUGGCAUCUACCUGAUUCUCGACGUCAACAACCCACUCUACUCCAUCAACCGCAACAGCCCCGGCGAGUCCUACAACGACGUCUAUCUGCAGAGUGUCUUUGCCACCGUGGACCAGUUCGUCAAGUAUGACAACACCCUGGCUUUCUUCUCUGGAAACGAGGUUGUCAACGACCAGGCCAACACUACAUUGGCUGCCCCCUACGUCAAGGCUACCACCCGUGACAUGCGCCAGUACAUCAGGAACCGUGGCUACAGGGCGGUUCCUGUCGGAUACUCCGCAGCAGAUGUCUCUCAGAAUCGUUUCCAGCUUGCUCAGUACUUCAACUGCGGUACAGACGAUGAGCGCAGCGAUUUCUUUGCCUUCAACGACUACUCGUGGUGCGACAGCAGCUUCACGCAGUCCGGCUGGGACCAGAAGGUUAAGAACUUCACCGGCUACGGUCUUCCUUUGUUCCUCUCCGAAUACGGCUGCAUCACCAACGGACGUAGCUUCGGCGAGGUCGAGGCUCUGAUGAACAGCGAGAUGACAGCCGUCUACUCUGGAGGCCUGGUGUACGAGUACUCCGACGAGGGUAACGGGUACGGUAUCGUCUCUAUCAGCGGUGACAGCGUGUCGGAGAAGAGCGACUUUGCCGCCUACGCUACUGCUCUGUCCAAGAACCCCGCUCCUACCGGCGACGGUGGCUUCGCCUCAACAACCAACUCCCAGGCCUGCCCAUCCGCUGACUCUGACUGGCUCGUGAGCAACACACUGCUGCCCGCCAUUCCCACGGGCGCAUCUAAGUACAUGACCUCGGGCGCCGGUGAUGGCCCCGGCCUGAAGGGCGAUGGUUCUCAGAACGCUGGCGGCACGUCGACCGGAGAUGCCGAGCCUGGCUCUGGUUCUGCCACCGGGUCUGCCGCCACUGGCUCCUCCAGCGGAAACGCAGGCGCUGGCGGCCCUGGCCCUCUGGACAUGGGCGCCUUCAUGGUCACUGGCGUUGUUUUCUUCUUCAGUCUUGUUGGUACCAUGCUUCUGUAA